AUGGGUGUCACGGAGGAGAUAUGGGGAGUAGUCCAGGUAUCUGGGGCACUGGUGCGGUCACGGAAUACUCUCCGUCAGAACAUUCGUACGGUUCGAACGGUAUUCGUCAACCCCCUCCGGCCAAAUUACACGGCCAGCACGUGGGACAUCGAGUACGCCGAAGGACAAAAGAGAUAUACCGGUCCCCCAAGCGACGAUAUUGAACGGUCCUGGGAUGACCUGAUGGCGGCUAUCAAUUUCAACGUGUCCGGCGAGCUGGCGUCGCCUGUCGAGGGAGAAACUUUCCAUUACCCGGAUGGCCAUUACCUGCUCGGGCUGGAAGUAUUUCACGGCCUGCACUGCGUGAACAUCAUGCGCAGAACAGUAAGCUCUGGGGCACUCCACGCCAAUAGCACAAUGGAUAAUGAGCUGUGGGCGAAGCAUGUCUGGCAUUGCUUGGAUUAUUUGCGCCAAUAUGUGCAAUGCAACGCAGACUUGACGCCCAUGUUCUUCGAAUACAUCGGGAGAUCCUCCGUAAACCAUGACCACAGCCGAAAUCUGGCACUAAGGAAGGGGACCGUCCACACCUGUGCCGAUUUUGAGGGCAUACAUGGUUGGGUUAUGGAUCAAAUUCACCAAAGUUGA
This is a messenger RNA of Diaporthe batatas, 624 nucleotides long. RefSeq lists its product as uncharacterized. Gene Ontology annotation, biological process: mycotoxin biosynthetic process. NCBI's taxonomy places the organism in Eukaryota, Fungi, Ascomycota, Sordariomycetes, Diaporthales, Diaporthaceae. The coding region runs from base 1 to 624 and encodes 207 amino acids. The transcript is spliced from 5 exons. The record is from RefSeq and is a predicted model, not a curated record.